Molecule: messenger RNA, 1173 nt
Organism: Xylaria bambusicola
Lineage: Eukaryota; Fungi; Ascomycota; Sordariomycetes; Xylariales; Xylariaceae
Exons: 7
Coding region: 1-1173 (390 amino acids)
Source: RefSeq, a predicted model, not a curated record
AUGGACUUAUCCCAGAUACCCGCGGCUACACCGCCAUCAGGGGUUGUACCUAACUUCGUUGACCCAGCGUCCUUGGCUCCAAUUUGCUUGAUCGUAAUUGCGAUCACUUUGCCUUUGAUGGUCAUAUUCCUCGUCCUCAGAGUCUAUGUUCGUUUCUGGGUAUCUCACAAGACGGGCGCUGAUGAUGUACUCUGUCUCAUAUCCGCAGCUCUGGUUAUUACAUUUUGCGGUAUUACAGUAUCGAUACUUGACAAUCCCAUUGGACCACACCAAUGGGACGUCCCAGUUUCUCGAAUAACGCCAUUAUUCCAAAGGCUAACCGUUGCUUCGGUUGUCAUCUAUGCACUGGGUUGUUUGGCCGUCAAGUCAACCCUCUUAACCCUCUAUCUUCGAGUUUUUGCUCCAGAUCCUAAGGCAAGAUCCAUGAUCAUGUUUGGAUUGAUAUUCAUAGCGGUCUUUUACACCAUUAGCGUGAUUGUGAGCCUUGCUACCUGCCUUCCGCACCAGGGCGAAGGAAGCUGGAAUUUAGCAGCAACACGCUGUGAGAGCCAAGACGAACAGUUCGCAGAAGCUCAAGGUGUAGUUGGAGCACUUACAGAUCUAUACGUGCUUUAUAUACCCCUGAGACUCCUUGCCGGACUCACUUUGUCUCGCAGGCGAAAGAUUGCUCUCUAUGCCGUCUUUCUUACAGGAUUAUUGGCUUGUGUUGUUUCAAUUAUCAAUGCUACGUUUCGGUUCAUAGUUUUCAACAAUGGCGAUGCUUUGUGGAACGAAGUUCCCAUUUAUGCUCUAUGUGCUGCAGAGCUAAACUUUGGCAUAAUGUGUGCCUGUAUGCCGGUGGUCUUCAUCAUCUUCAAAGACUUUGCAGUAACCACGCUGAGCUGGGCCACUAAGAUAAGAUCCUGGACAUCUCGCGGCAAAUCAACCACUAGGAUUCAAUCAAACUCUAAGUUUGAAGAUCCUCAACUACCGAUAGCUCCCAAAGGGACACUCAAUGGUCUCAAAUCCUAUAUCCGACGCGCCUAUCGAUCAACGUUAGCGCGCUCAGGCGUCGUGCCAUCUCAAGCUAGUGAUGGGGAGCUUAUAUCAUAUGUGAGCUCCGAUUAUAAUUACCAUACACACAUGGUGCGACCGGAAGCUGGGGCUACAGCAAGCCUUCCGCCAAAACAGUGA